UUUGAUGGACAGAGAAUACCGGAAGAAUAUGUGAAUAAAAAUGGACAACGAUUUGCGUAUGAUUAUGUGAGGCUAAGAGUUGGCAAAGAUGGUAGGGUUUGGAGAGUCGAGGUUUAUAAAGAAAGUGAUCAAAUUUGGCUAACAAAAGGUUGGGAAAGGGUUGUGAUGAACUACUCAAUCAAAGGCGGUGAUUUUCUAUUGUUCAAGUACGACGAACGCGAUUCUAUGUUUCAACUCAACAUUUUUGACACCACUGGUUUUGAAAUCGAGUAUGAUCAACAAGUAGAACAAAUUUCAUCGGCAUCCGAAGAGAUGGUUCUAAUUGAUGAUAAUGAUCACGACCACAUUUCUCUUUCAGAGGAUGAUGAUGUAGCAGUCUACGAGCCCAUGGAUCCGACAGAUGUUGAAAGUAGGGUCGAAGCUUACAAAACGAAAAACCCUCAUUUCAAAGUUAUCAUGCAACCUAGCUAUGUCUCUAAUGUAUUUCGAUAUUCAUUUCCAAUUCGUCACGUGAGAAAACAUUUGAGGCUUUUGGAAGUACAACAAAUUCAGUUGAAGGCAACGGAUCGUGAAGGGAGCUACCCCGUAAGGUUGAAUUUGCACAAUAAGAAUAGUCAAGCAGCCGUCGGCUUUGGAUGGAAAAAAUUUGUGCUUGAGAAUGAUCUGCAAGUAGGCGACGGUUGUGUUUUUGAGCUAAUCUGCCCUCAAACCAAUGCAUACAAGGUUACCAUCUUUCGUGUACCGCGAUUUUAGCUUAACUAGCUAGCUACAUCCAUAUUACUAGCUACUUGGUUUUUAAGUUUAUGUAUGUGAAAGUUAAUUAAUUUGAGGAUUAAUUUCAUAAGCAAUAAUACGAAUGGAGUAAUAUUUUAUUAGGUAAUUGGUACCGAGUUUAUACAUAGUAGGUCGAAAUAAAAUGCAUGUUUGUGCAAUAAGACAUUAUUAGUCGCAGGGUCAGCCCGGAGGGGUAGGCCUCGAGUGCGACCGCCUAGGGCCUACAUCAGAAAGGGGACAAAAAUAAAAAAAAAUAAAAAUUCAGUUUACAUAGCUGUAGAAUUUAAACUGUAGUUUUUACUCAUUAAAAAAUAAGCCACUUUUAAAAAAGAUAAUUAAUGCAUUUAGUUAGCAAUUAACAAUAAAUUACUUAGAUGUCAAUUAGGUGGAGAUAACUAUGCAAUAUAACCUCUUCUUCUUCUAAUCUUCCGAAUUCUAUGAGUAUCUGCUUCAAAAUAUUAAUCUUUUCAAUUACACCUUUUCAUAUUUAUUCAAUUACCGAAAUAUUAUGCAAAGUUAUUACUCCAGUAUUGUGUAUGGAGACUUACUAUUCAAAUAAUUUAA
This is a messenger RNA of Chenopodium quinoa (quinoa), 1338 nucleotides long. Its product is annotated as B3 domain-containing transcription factor VRN1-like. Gene Ontology annotation, molecular function: DNA binding. The transcript is spliced from 3 exons. The annotation marks the transcript as partial. The record is from RefSeq and is a predicted model, not a curated record. Lineage: Eukaryota; Viridiplantae; Streptophyta; Magnoliopsida; Caryophyllales; Amaranthaceae.